AUGGUGCCUUUGCCUGAUAUAGUAGAUAUGAAUAAUGGAUCAAUAAAGAGUGGAUUUAGUGAUGAUGCCAUUCCAUCUACUUCUACUUCAUUUGCAACUGAUGAUUACAUCAGACGAGCUGCUGAAUCUGUGGGAAUGGGUUCUCUGAAUCCGAAUGCUAUAACUGCGACUUCUAAUAAUGUGAUGUAUGUAUUGAGGCACAUCAUUAGCAAUAGUGUCAAGUUUGCUAAUCAUGCUAGGAGGAAAAGAGUAUUGGCUGAAGACAUAGAUGCCGCCAUGCAAAUUGAUCGAAGACCGCCUCAAUUCGGGUUCAAAACUCGUGAACAUCUGCCUAUCAGAUUGGUCGGCUCAGGUGGCAGAGAAGUUUUUGUUGAUGAGGAUAAAGAAGUGGAGUUAGCUCCUAUAUAUACAGCACCUCCUCCUAAGAUAUACUCUCAUGCCACAAUACGUGCGCAUUGGCUAGCUAUUGAUGGGGAGCAACCUGCGGUACCGGAGAAUCCUGUUCCGAUUGAUAAACCGUCAGAAGGAAAUGAUAGAGAUGCACAAACUGAAGAGCAGACUCAAGAUGACUCUUCGCGACUAUUGCUAAUGAAAGGGUCCAAGAAAUCUGAGCAUGUAAACAUCAGAACUACAGCUACUCAUGUUCUAUCUCUAGAGCAACAAGUCUUCUUCAAAGAAAUCACAGAAGCAAUCAUGGGUACGGAUGACUUAAAAAGAACAGAAGCGCUACAUUCUUUGAAAACAGAUGCAGGGCUGCAACCGCUGAUUGGCCGUUUCUCCAUCACUGUCACUGAAGGCGUGAAAUGCAAUAUAGUUCAACAUAAUUUAGCAUUCCUUAUUUACUUAAUGCGGUUAGUACAAAGCUUAUGUGCCAACCCUCAUGUUAGUUUAGAAAAAUAUUUACACGAGUUAUUGCCUUCCAUUUUAUCCUGUGUUCUAAGUAGGCAGUUAUGCUCUCGUCCUGAUUCCGAAAACCAUUGGGCUCUCCGAGAGUUUGCAAGCCGUUUACUAGCUGAUCUCUGCAGAAAAUAUCAUACCCUCGAAUUGCAAUCUCGUAUUACGAAGGUUUUGACUAAAGUCUGGGCUAAUGAAAAUUCCUCUAUUGCUACACUAUAUGGAUCUCUCUUUGCUCUAAAUGAACUAGGAACUGAGACAAUAAGAGCAGUCGUUGUGCCUAGAACUUCUUUACUUUAUGAACGCUUGCGAGUUUGCGUGAACGAUCGCACUAAUUUGAACGAUAAAAUAGCUGCUGAACGGUUUAUGUCAUUCAUGACGAAAGUCCUAAUUAAUUACGUGCGAACCCAGAGACCGACAUCCCUCAGAGAAUUCAGCGACUAUGCUAAUAUGUUUGGCGGCUUCGCUGAUUCUGUUUAUCGAGUCGUGGCCACUGACGUUCCCUCUUCGACCCGCUUAGGAGCGACGCCCAUCCGUGCCAAACAUAUUACCGCACCUCCAGCAGCUCAGUCCUCACCUCGCAUAUCAUCACAGUUAAGUACUCCCCCUGUUUCACAGCAACGAAUGGUUCAGCGAUCUGUUCAUAUGAACCAAACGACGCCACAACAACGUCAAACUACCGCUGCUAUGACACCAAACAGCCAACAACAGGUCCGGUACAAUUCCACAUCUCACAUGAUUCGUCGUCCUGGUUAUUCUGGUAAUCAAGCUCCACAGCCCCCCAGUGGGCAAUAA
Molecule: messenger RNA, 1689 nt
Organism: Auanema sp. JU1783
Lineage: Eukaryota; Metazoa; Nematoda; Chromadorea; Rhabditida; Rhabditidae
Source: the annotation of a GenBank genome assembly